This is a messenger RNA of Thlaspi arvense, 726 nucleotides long. NCBI's taxonomy places the organism in Eukaryota, Viridiplantae, Streptophyta, Magnoliopsida, Brassicales, Brassicaceae. The record is from the annotation of a GenBank genome assembly.
AUGAAAAUUAAGGGCAAAGGCAAAGUGCACCCAUCUCCUCCUCUUCCAUCAUUUUCCUCUUCCGAUGGAGACGACCGCCUCUCUGUUUUAAAGCUUCUCCCCGCUGUGAUUCUCGUUCUCGUCUCGGCUCUCUCCACCGAAGAUCGUGAAGUCCUUGCUUACUUAAUCACCAGGUCACUCAAAACCACAACCACCACCACCGCCACCGCCGUAUCCGCUGGAGGAAGAAGCCCUUCUGAUUCGAAGAAACCUAGCAGGAAGAAGAGAACCCAUAAACCUCCCAUUUCCGAUUGUGAGUGUUUCGAUUGCUACACUAGUUACUGGUUUAGAUGGGAUUCUUCCCCCAACCGUGAGCUCAUCCACCAGAUCAUCGAAGCCUUCGAAGAUCAUUUGACCAAAGGCGAGAACUCAGCUUCCCAGAAAUCAAACAGCAAAGGAAAGAAGAAGGAGAAAUCAGGUCGUCGCCGGGUCGUGGAACCCUCGGGUCGACCCGAAGAACCGAUUGCUAAAACCACUGAACCGGUGGAGCCCGUGGUGGUUCCCGAUGAGGUCACGCCUGAUAAAUCACCGGAAAUAUUGGCCGAUGAAAUGGAAAAGCCGACGGAAACCAGGAGGCUGCCGGUGGCGGCGGCGUCUGGACACAAGGGCUUGGCGAGGAAGGUGUUACCGGACGUGUUGGGUUUAUUCAAUUCGCGUUUUUGGAGCCUUUGGAAUCCGAACGCGUAA